Molecule: messenger RNA, 2764 nt
Organism: Anoplopoma fimbria (sablefish)
Lineage: Eukaryota; Metazoa; Chordata; Actinopteri; Perciformes; Anoplopomatidae
Product: alpha-2,8-sialyltransferase 8F-like
Exons: 7
Coding region: 562-1641 (359 amino acids)
Biological process (GO): oligosaccharide metabolic process; N-glycan processing
Molecular function (GO): alpha-N-acetylneuraminate alpha-2,8-sialyltransferase activity
Source: RefSeq, a predicted model, not a curated record
AACGGUGGAAAGUAGGAUAGUGAGUUUGUCUGCUUGAACACAUGAGAAAAAGAGGAAAGAAGAUGAGUGGAUCAAAGAGACGUGACAAGGAUUAAAGUAGUAGGAUGUGGUGGAGCAACAAAAGACCGGAUUUGUUUCACAAGACCUGGACACAAACAGGAGUGGAAGAAAAAACAAAUAGAGGCGAGCAGAAGGCAGAGAACUUGCCUGAACAGGAGGCAGCAGCAUAGUAGUAACUGAGGAGGCAUGCUCUCACUCACCCAAGGAGGAGGGGAAACACUAAAUAAACCCUAACAGACAAGAAGAUUGUGAGGUGGAGGAGGGGUCAGCGAAGUAAAAGAAAGCAUAAGAAAGCAUCGAGGCAAAAGAUUAACACUCCUGAAAGAGAGAGAGAGAGAGAGAGAGAGAGUGUGAGAGAGAGGUUGAGUCGAAGAGUUGGGAGGAAAUCUGAAAACAGAGGGAGGGUGACAGAAAGCAGAUGACGGGUGAGUGUUGAGCAAGCAGAGAGCGAGACACAAGGUGAGGGGUUCUUCCGGGUGAAGUUAGCAGGAGGUGAGAGGAAUGAGGGGACAUCUCUUGCAGUCAUUCUUCUCUUUGGUGAUCACUCUCUUCUUCUUGGGGAGCCUGAUGACCACUCUCAUCUGGUACAUGGUCGACACCAAUAAUGUGAAACCUCAAAGGCCAUCUCCUCAAAAGAAAAGUGACCCUCAGCCGUCUGAACUUUGUAAAGGCUGCAGGGAGGUCAUCAACAAAGUAAUAGAGCGUUACUCUAAAACCUGGAAGAAGCAGGAGGAAAAUUACCAAAAAUUCAGAUCUCAGCUGAGCAGCAAGUGCCAUGGUUUUGACAAGGCCAUCAUUACCCAGGCCAACACUCCAGUGGGAGCAAAGCUUGUGUAUGACGGAGAAAAGAAGAGGACCCUCCAGGUGACCCCAGAGAUUUUUAGCACCUUUGCAAAGGAGCAUCCGUUCCAAAAUAAAAUAUGGGACACGUGUGCUGUUGUUGGGAACGGUGGGAUCCUGACCAACAGCAGCUGUGGGAAGACGAUUGAUUCAGCUCAGUUUGUUAUGAGAUGCAACCUACCUCCCUUGGACAAAGGCUAUGAGAAACAUGUGGGCAUCAAGACUGACCUUGUGACAGCAAAUCCAAGCAUCCUCUUAGAGAAGUAUGGGGCUCUGAUGGGGCGUCGCCGUCCGUUUGUGGAGAGUCUGCGUAGCUAUGGCAACUCCCUGCUACUCCUUCCCGCCUUCUCCUUCGGCUUCAACACUCCUGUGUGUCUGCGGGCCGUCUACAGCAUUGAGGACUUUGAAAGCCCCACCCGGCCCGUCUUCUUCAACCCUGAGUACCUCCAGAAAUUGGCCCUCUUCUUGCGCUCCCAAGGCCUUCGAGCACCACGGCCCAGCACCGGCAUAAUAAUGGCUAGCCUGGCGCUGGAACACUGUGCCAAUGUGCACCUGUAUGGGUUCUGGCCCUUCAGUAGUCACCCCCACGGACUCCACGCCCUGACUAACCACUACUACGAUGACAGACAAACUAAAAAGAAAUUCCACUCCAUGCCGGCAGAGUUUGACCUCUUGUUGCAGCUGCACAGUCAGGGGGUGCUCAGGCUUCACCUGGGAGAUUGUCCACCAGGUGAAAGGUAGUUCCCAGACCCAGGGGCAGCUGACAGGACAAGCGUAAAGUGCCUCGUUUGUAGCUCGGUUGCUGAUGAAGUUUUUCAUGUAAUUUGGAAUGAAUGGACAGAUCUCUUUUUGCUGAUGACAUGUGUCCAAGCAAGGUGGAUGCUUGGACUUACAAUAAAUGCUGAGUUGGCCCAUAAGCAGCAAAGACAAUUGCACUAAAAACAAAAUACAACAAUUCUAAUACUGUUAACAUUAUAGUAUUGCAAUGGAUCUUAACUGUAUUUAUUAUCACAAAUGUUCCAGCUGGAGUCUGGAGGGAGCUACUUUGAUUUUAAUGGAAAUCCUUUGUGGAAGUCGACAUUGUAGUGCCUUCUUUUGGAUCAAACUGAAUGUAUUUUGAAGAAAAUGGAAUACCUCCUUUACAUUAAUAUUGCUGGACUAAAACAAUUUAAAAUGUAAUGAAAACUGCUGCACAAUGAAUGUAAAGAUUUUUUUGACAUUCAUUUGUUAAAAAGUUUAUCACACAUUUAACCACUUAGAAAAAUAUUCUAGGAACUCUCGAGGACAAAUGUAUGGUACUCACACAUUUUAAUCACACAAUUUUUGUAUAUGGAUGGUGCUGGUUGUGGAACAUUAUUUCUGGAAACUUGUUAUCACUUCACAUAACUGACAACUGGAUGUGUUACAGACAUGAGAUAAACCUCACAUAUUGAUACAAUGGAAACAAACACUUUUAAAGUUUAUGUAGAUGCUAACUCAAUGACGUCAAUGAUGUAAGGUGAUAUAAUGAUAAGGAGUGGGUGAAUUUUGGGUGAAAAUUUGAACCUUUGGUUUGAAUGUAACAUUUGCAUCAAGACUUGGGUGGCUCUUGUGUAACUGGGGGUACUGCCUUUCAUGCUGAUACUUAUAAAGUCUUAACAGUUAUUUUGUCACCCAGAACAAUAAUGUACAAGCUAUAAAUGAUCAAACUUGAGAACUCUUGAUGAGCCAGUUUUAGAAUCUUUUUUUUAAGUGAACAUCGAGGUGAGAGGGAUAAUUAAUUCAAAGUGAAUCAGUGAAUAAAUAUUUAUCACAAAAAGGUGAUUUGUAUGUAAUAAGUGGCUGGAUCCGAAUCCACUCGUCAACAAAAGCUUCCCCCCAGGCG